Beta vulgaris subsp. vulgaris (sugar beet) is the source of this 723-nucleotide messenger RNA. RefSeq lists its product as uncharacterized. NCBI's taxonomy places the organism in Eukaryota, Viridiplantae, Streptophyta, Magnoliopsida, Caryophyllales, Amaranthaceae. The transcript has a single exon. The record is from RefSeq and is a predicted model, not a curated record. Bases 1 to 723 code for a protein of 240 amino acids.
AUGACUAGUCAGUUGGUACAUUGUAGAAUUCUGAAUAGACAGGGGUCAAAGGAAUUUUAUUGUACUUUUGUGUAUGCUUUUAAUGAUGGCAAUGGAAGAAGAGAAGCUUGGAAGGACUUGGAGGACCUGGCUAAGGACAUUACUGGCCCUUGGUUAUUAACAGGUGACUUUAACUGUGUAAUGAAUGUGAAUGAGAGGAUUGGAUCUGUGGUGAGGCACCAGGAGAUUGCAGAUCUUUGUAGUUGUAUGAAUGUGUGUGGUAUGCAGGAUAUGGUUAGCACUGGUUGCUUAUUCACUUGGAAUAAUAAGCAACAGGGAGAAAGUAGAGUCUAUAGUAAACUGGAUAGGGUUAUGAUCAAUCAGGAAUGGAUAAACCAAUUUCAGCACUCAGCAGCUCAAUUCUUACCUGAAGGCUUAUUUGAUCAUUGUCCAGUUGAAAUAAAUGUUUAUCCUCAGUUGCAGAUGGGAAGAAGGCCUUUUAAAUAUUUCCAUAUGUGGAGUUUUUCUAGGAAAUUUGAAGAAAUUGUUACAGAAGCUUGGAGUAGUCAUCAGGUGGGGACUCCUAUGUAUCAGGUGGUGAAGAAGCUCAAGAAGGUUAAGGAGGCUCUCAAACAGUUAAAUAAGGCUGGCUUUGAUGAGAUCCAAAGUAAGGAGCUGGUUGCUCUUACUGAAUACAAAACAUUACAAGACCAGUUACAUCAGAAGCCUGGUGAUGUUGAUUAG